UGUCAGUAAGCCGUAUCUCGUGAUGAGUGAAGCAUCUCCAAUCGAAGGAUCUUCAAUGUGGAUGAACUGCAGUGUUGAAAAUGGUUCUGAACCGCUUCAGUACAAGUGGCAACAUGAAACUCUCAAUAAAAACAUUUCUGACUUAUCACAGAACAGCAGCAUCAUCACUGUGACCAGAAUCAGCAGAAACUACACUGGCUGGUACCACUGUGAAGUCAGCAAUGCCGUCAACAACGAGACCUCUGACCGAUUGUUGAUAAAUGUCACAUGUAAGUACUUUGGAUUUUCCUAUUAGGUGCAGAUUAGAUGCAGAUAAAAAAAUAAAAUUGCAUCAAAAUGCUUUCCUCCUGUUUGUUGCUCCACUUUAACUUUUUCUCUACUGUGACGGUUUUUUAAAAUAAAAAUAAAGCAUCUUUGUUCUGAGUAGGCUGUCGAUCUCUGACCUACAUUUUGACACUCUGCUCAUAUUGUUUGUCUUCAGAUGGUCCGGAUGAACCUCAGAUAAAUGUGAUUCCAUUCCGUAUAACAAAGCAUGGAUACUCCGCUCUGGAGAAUGAGACUGUUUCCAUGUACUGUGAAGCCCAGUCCAAUCCAGGCAGUCAGUACAUCUGGUUUUACAAUGAUUCAAAAAUGUACACAAGACCACUCCUCACUAUCAACAAGAUCCUCCGAAGCCACACUGGCAACUACACCUGCAUGGCCCAGAACUCCCACCUCCACACCCAGUCCAGUAAAACCCUCAGCCUGACUGUUUACUACCCUCCAGAUGGCUCCCCCAUGUGCUCUGUGGAGUCUGCACUCAACCACACUGCUCUCAGGCUCCUCUGCUCCUGGCUCGGAGGAUUUCCCUCCCCGUCCCUCAACUGGACCGGAGACCCAACACAGGCAGGACAAAAACAGGUCGACACAGGGCAACAACCUCGUCUAACUACCAACGUCAUGAUGCUCCCGUCUGAGAAGCUGAAUCGUAACAGCAGCUUGUUCACAUGCGUCGGCUCCCAUCCUGCUCUACGACAACCUACAGAGUGCAACACGCAUACCUAUAUCCCUCCCUCAGAACCGCUGUGUUUCACCAACGUGACCAAUGAUAGGCAGUAUUUGAUGGUGUCCUGCGCCUGGAAUGGAGGGCUACCCAAAGCACUGCUGUGGUGGGAAGGACCAGGAAACCAAAGCAAGGACGCACAAGAACACUCAAACAUCCUGGUCCUUCCUUAUGGGACUGCCCACAGUGGGAAACCCUACACCUGCUAUGCCAAACACCCACUUCUGACUGCAGCAAAGACCUGCAGAAUCACACUAGUCUCCGUUAGUAAGCCGUUCCUCCUGAUGAGCAACGCGUCCCCGAAGGAAGGAUCUUCUAUCUGGAUGCACUGCAACACUGAAAAUGGGACUAAGCCAAUACAUUACAUGUGGCAGCAUCAACUGUAUAAUAAAAACUUCACAACGUUUGCACAGGGCAACACCAGCUUCAUUAAUAUCACAGACAUUGUCCGUAACCAGACUGGCUGGUACCGCUGCGCUGCAGGAAACGCCGUCAACAGAGAGAACUCAGAAAAGUUAUGGCUCAACGUCACGUGUAAGUAGUAAAGGAUCCACUAAAUUAAUUCCCUGUGCUCUGCAUUUUGUGUUAAAUAUUCAAAAUUUGCCUUAUUUGCUUUGCACUACACAACUUAAUUAAUAGCUACCCUCUAUAUAAUUUGAUAUUAGCAUAA
Messenger RNA from Xiphophorus couchianus (Monterrey platyfish), 1712 nucleotides. RefSeq names its product V-set and immunoglobulin domain-containing protein 10-like 2. Gene Ontology annotation, cellular component: cell-cell junction; plasma membrane. Lineage: Eukaryota; Metazoa; Chordata; Actinopteri; Cyprinodontiformes; Poeciliidae. Gene Ontology annotation, biological process: cell-cell adhesion. Gene Ontology annotation, molecular function: cell adhesion molecule binding. The record is from RefSeq and is a predicted model, not a curated record. The coding region runs from base 568 to 1584 and encodes 338 amino acids. The transcript has 4 exons.